CGUCACCCUGUUUGUCGUGGGUUGUCAAAUGUUUAAAAGUUGAGGUUUAUUAGAAAAUAAAGUGUUUUUAUAAUAAUUAAAAUGGUGCUCAUAGCAGCUACGGUUUGUACUAAAUCGGGGAAAGCCCUUGUUUCACGUCAGUUCGUCGAAAUGACGAAGGCACGUAUCGAAGGGCUUUUGGCUGCAUUUCCGAAACUAAUGACAGGUGGUCGUCAACAUACAUUUGUGGAAACAGAAUCAGUCAGAUAUGUUUACCAACCUUUGGACAAACUCUACAUGUUGCUUAUAACAACUAAAGCCAGCAACAUUUUGGAGGACUUAGAGACCCUGCGACUAUUUAGCAGAGUGGUGCCUGAAUACUGUGCGCAGCUCACAGAAGCAGAUGUUUUAAAUCAAGCCUUCAAUCUACUGUUUGCGUUUGAUGAAAUUGUUGCUCUUGGAUACAGGGAGAGUGUUAACUUAGCUCAGGUACGAUCAUUCGUCGAGAUGGAUUCCCACGAGGAGAAGAUCUACCAAGCCGUGAGACAGACUCAAGAGCGUGAAGCAGCCAACCGUAUGCGAGAACGCGCGAAGGAACUGCAAAGGGAGAGACUGGAAGCUGCGAAGCGCGGUCAACCACCCCGUUCGUCGUCUGGUUUCGGCAGUGGUUUUGGCAGUUCUUCCAUGUCGUUUUCGGCUGCCUCGGAGCCUAUCACUGAGAAAAUUCCGACUACUCCUGUCCGGGAAACUCGUACAACAACACGUUCAGCCAUGAAGCUCGGUUCCCGCGGUACCGACGCGGAGACGUUCGUGUCUCGACUGCGGAGCGAGGGUGACGCCGCCGCCUCCGUGACUGUACCAACUAAGAUUGACAAAGCACCUUCCACUACGAAUAAUAAAGAUGUUCAUCUACGAUUUGAAGAAAGGUUGAGUCUGACGGCUGGUCGGGAUGGAGAUAUUCAGAGCUUCGAACUCUCCGGUUUAUUGACACUGCGCAUAAGUAAUGAACAAUUCGGUCGUAUUCACGUCCACGUCGACAACAAAGACACCAGACCCUUACAGUUGCAGACGCACCCGAACGUGGACAAGGAGGCGUUCCGCUCGGAGGGAGUGGUGCGCCUGAAGCAGGCGCAGCGGCCCUUCCCGCUGCACAGCGACGUGGGCGUGCUCAAGUGGCGCCUCGCGCACGCGCACGACGAGCGCGCCGCGCCGCUCUCCGUGAAUUGCUGGCCGUCUGAGGGUACGAACGGCGGCUGUGACGUCAACAUCGAAUAUGAGCUGGAGCAAGACCAUUUGGUACUCUCUGAUGUCAACAUCAUAAUACCUUUGCCAUCUGGCAACCCAUCAGUGGUGGUGCACCAAUGGGAAGGUAGUUACACGCAGAAGGGACGUAGUAUCAUUUGGAAUAUUCCAGUGAUUAACAGACAACAGAAAACUGGAACUUUGGAAUUUACCGUAUCACCGGCCAUCCCUAACGACUUCUUCCCUCUAAAUGUAUCAUGGACUUCAGAUACGUCGUUAGCCUUGCUCGCUGCCACAAAAGUAACUCAAGCCGAAGAUGGUUCUCCCGUCGAUUAUUCUCAAGAAAUAAGUUUCCAUGCAGAUAAAUAUGAAAUUGUUUGAAUUUUAUAUUCAAUUAUAUUUAUAAUAAUAAUAAUUUGAAUAAUUAUAGUUUUAUUUUUCAAUAGCAACUUUAUUUAAGGCCUUUGACAAUUAUAGUUACUCUUGUCAAUUUUAAAUACAAAAAUAGGCCAGAUAUACAUAUGAGGCAUAUUCUAAGGCUGCAUUUACAUUAUAGUAUGUUCAUCUUGAACCUGAGGUCAUAAUAAAUCUGAUGAAUAUAUAGUACUGUAAAAGCCCUGAUCGUCGAGAAAUAUAACAAUUAACAUAGAAAAAAUAUUUUAUAACAUUAUGAUUAAAAUAAAUUAUGCUAUGUCAACAUUUUGUUUAAUUUACUUUUCAAAUACAUAAAUUUUCUGUUUAUAAAUAAUAUAUACUAUUUGUAAAGUCUGGCUUACACUGGAACAACAACUUGCGACAUAUUGUAGCAUGCGUCGUUUGGAUUCUAUAUUAUAUAUAAUAUAGAAUCUAUAUUAUAAAAAAAAUUAUUAAAUAUUUGGUAACAUUGCUCCACGAAGAUAGUAUGCGCUAGUUUAUAUCAGGUGAAGGCUAUUUUUAGCCAAAAAUUUGAAAUAAAUGUUUGUGUACAGUAUAGCAAAAUUUGUUUAUCUUUAUUUUUAUUCGAUAGGAAUAGGCUAUAUGUACAGACGUUAUGUGUGACGUUUAUCGCAAUGUUGUUACACCAGUGUGAACAAGGCUUAAGUAUUCUGUAAAGUGGCAAUAAAAAUAUAA
Molecule: messenger RNA, 2331 nt
Organism: Vanessa atalanta (red admiral)
Lineage: Eukaryota; Metazoa; Arthropoda; Insecta; Lepidoptera; Nymphalidae
Gene: deltaCOP
Product: coatomer subunit delta
Exons: 15
Coding region: 82-1602 (506 amino acids)
Biological process (GO): retrograde vesicle-mediated transport, Golgi to endoplasmic reticulum; endoplasmic reticulum to Golgi vesicle-mediated transport; Golgi localization
Cellular component (GO): COPI vesicle coat; cytosol
Source: RefSeq, a predicted model, not a curated record